This is a messenger RNA of Glarea lozoyensis ATCC 20868, 915 nucleotides long. RefSeq names its product alpha/beta-Hydrolase. The transcript is spliced from 2 exons. Gene Ontology annotation, molecular function: lipase activity. NCBI's taxonomy places the organism in Eukaryota, Fungi, Ascomycota, Leotiomycetes, Helotiales, Helotiaceae. The record is from RefSeq and is a predicted model, not a curated record. Gene Ontology annotation, cellular component: membrane. The coding region runs from base 1 to 915 and encodes 304 amino acids.
AUGGCGAUGGAAAUAGAGGGAGUCCAUAGGAUAGGUGAUAAGGAGCUGUUCUGCAAAGCUUGGAAGCCGGAUGAACCCUCGAAAGCGAAACUCGUUUUUGUGCAUGGUUUCAACGAUCAUACCAACCGCUAUCACGACCUAUUUUCUAUUCUAGCAUCGCGGGGCGUCGAGGUCCACGGGUUCGACCAACGAGGAUGGGGCCGAUCAGUCACAAAGCCAUCUGAAAGGGGAUUGACAGGCCCCACGAGUCAAGUCAUCGCAGAUGUCGCGUCUUUCGUUCGAACACAGUUACCAUCCGAAGUCCCCGUUUUCGUGAUGGGACAUAGUAUGGGUGGUGGAGAGGUGCUGAUGCUAGCGAGCGAUCCGGCGUAUGAGGAUGUGACGGCUGGCGUCCGAGGCUGGAUACUGGAGAGUCCUUUCAUCGGGUUCCCAAAAGGCUUCGAGCCAGGAAGCGUGACUGUCUUCUUCGGUCGCCUGGCUGGCAGACUGUUUCCGCAUCUCGCGCGUCAGUCGGCGCUCCCUCCGCAGAAUCUCACCCGAGAUCCGAAAGUUGUCGAAUCACUCAAGGAGGAUACGCUGAUCCAUGACUAUGGAACUCUAGAAGGCUUGGCCGGUAUGCUGGAUCGGACAGCUGCCUUGAACGAGGGCCGCACGAGGUUGAACAAAGGCGUGAGGAGCAUCUGGUGUGGGCACGGGACGGAGGAUAAGGGCACGAGUUACGAAGCCAGUAAGGCAUGGGUAGCAAGACAGACGCAAAUCCAGGACAAAGAAUUCAAAUCAUACGAAGGUUGGUCUCAUCAGCUACAUGCAGAUCUGCCUGAAAACACGCACAUAUUUGCCAAAGACGUCGGGGAUUGGAUCAUGGCUAGACUUGGGCCUGACGACGCACAGCUUAAGCCAGCGUCAAGAUUAUGA